Molecule: messenger RNA, 840 nt
Organism: Rotaria socialis
Lineage: Eukaryota; Metazoa; Rotifera; Eurotatoria; Philodinida; Philodinidae
Source: the annotation of a GenBank genome assembly
AUGUCACCAAAAAUAGCUGUGGUUACUGGAGGAAAUAAAGGGAUUGGCUACGCCAUUGUCGAUAAGCUUUGUUCGGUGUUUGAUGGUCUUAUCUAUUUAACUGCACGCAAUGAACAACUUGGUUUACAAGCUGUUCAACAACUUGAAUCAUCAAAUCCUAACGCUUCCAAAAAAGUAAAUUUUCAUCAAUUAGAUAUAACAAGUGUUGAAAGUAUUCAUCAUCUUGCUGAAUUUAUAAAAAGAAACCACGGUGGAUUAGAUAUUCUGAUAAAUAAUGCAGCGAUUGCCUUCAAAACGAAUGACAUUACUCCAUUCGGUGAUCAAGCUGAAAUAACAGCUCAAACUAACUUUUUUGGUACAGUUAAUGUUUGUAAUGCUUUAUUUCCGCUUCUACGAGAUCAUGCACGAGUUGUCAACAUUUCUAGUCGAGCUGGAAUGCUAGAUUCAAUAAAAAAUCCAGAAAUACGUCACAAUUUCAUUUCACCGACAGCAACAAUUGAAUCUCUAUCCGAUAUUCUUAACGAUUUUAUAAAAAAAGCGAAGCAAGAUUCACAUCAAGAUGAUGGUUAUCCGAAUUCCGCUUAUGGUAUGAGUAAAAUUGCUUUAACGGCUGUAACAAUUAUUCAACAACGAAUUUUUGAUGAAAAACCAAAUAGAGACAUAGUUGUGAAUGCUUGUUGUCCAGGCUACAUCAAUACUGACAUGACAUCAAACAAGGGUACAGGCACACCAGAGCAAGGUGCUGAUACUCCUGUUUAUUUGGCUACACUCGAGCCGCAUGUAAAAUCACCACGCGGUGAAUUUGUUGCUGAAAGAAAGAUUCUUAAAUGGAAAAUUUGA